AUGGACUCCACUAGACCUCUACAGGUGUACUGUGGUAACUGGCACCAGGACAUUACGCAGCAGAUCCUCCAGCAAUUUGUAGCUCGUCUGUUGGAUUUGACCCUACUGGCCAGCCUACGCCUCCCCAUGUGCAUCAAUGACCCUUGGCCACACAUGACCCUGUUGUACGGGAACAUGGAACUGAAGACACUCCAAAUACAACUGGCCAUUUGCUUCUUAGUCUUUGCAUCUGCAGUGUCUGCCCAAAGUGACUCAAGCUGUGUUGGGAGAUGUGGUGAAGGGUAUUCUCGAGGGCGUUCCUGCCAUUGUGAUUAUAACUGUAUGUCUUAUAUGGAAUGUUGUCCUGACUUCAAGACAGUUUGCACAACAGAGGCCUCAUGUCAAGGAAGAUGCCAUGAAGGUUUCAUAAGGGGACAGAUGUGUGAUUGUGAUCCUGGCUGUGUGAGUUAUGGCAGGUGCUGUUCAGACUACGACACCACUUGCGCAAAACCAAUCCAAAGGCGAUCCCCACCACCACCACCUCCAAUGUCAGUAUCUGAUGAAAGAGCUGAAACUCCAGAACCUACAAGGAAACCAAACGAAGAAAGGGAAAGAAAGGAGGAAUCACCAGAAAGUCCUGAACAGAGAGAUGAGGCAGUGCCAAAGAAAAAUGUUAAAAAACCUACAAAGCUACCUAAAAAUAAGAAGGUCAACAGAGUAAAGGAUCCAAAACAGGAUCUAGAAGAGGUCCCAAAGAACAAAAAGCUGAAUAAGUUGCCAAGUAAAACUCCAAAGAAGAGGAAAGAAACUGACAUGGAAGACGAAGAUGAUGAAAAAGACCCUGAUCAGGACGCAGAAACAUCACCAUCAUCUUCUAAACCAAGGACUCCUUCAAAGGUCAAAAAGAAUUCACCAAACAAGUCUCCGAAAAAACCCAAAAAGAAGACCAGCACACUUGUGGAAUCGGAGGAAGAGAUAGAAGAAUCAGAAGAAAAUGUGUCGUCCUCGUCUUUUUCUUCAUCUUCUUCCUCAUCCCAUGUGAAGGGAAGCAAAACCACCAAAAAACUGUUAAGGAAAAAUCAAAAGAAAAACAAGCCAGGAGAAGAUGAUGACACGCCAGACGACAAACCAAAAGGACCAAAGAAGAAACGCCCUAAUCCUACAGAUGAUGAAGGUAAACCCAAGAAGCCGAAAACUCCAAAAGAAAAGCCACAGGAUGAGGACAAGGAAGAUCCUGAUGCUCCAGCAAAAGAUCCAAAUCAAAGUCCUGAUGACAGAGAUGGUAAACCCAAGAAACCUAAGGCUCCAAAAGAAAACGAACAAGAUUCCCCAAAGGAUCCAGACCAAAGACCCAAAGAACCAAAUAAGAAACAACCUGGUGACAAAGAUGGUAAACCCAAGAAACCUAAAAACCCCAAAGACAAAGAAGGAGCUGAACUAGAAGAUCCAGAUGAAACACCCAAAGAACCAAAUAUAAGACGUCCUGAAGACGAUAAACCCAAGAAACUUAAAAACCCAAAGGAAAAGGAAAGAGGUAACCAAGAAGAUCCAGAUGGAACCCCUAAAGACCCCAAACAGAGACUCCCAGAUGACAGAAAUGAUAAACCUAAAAAUCCCAAGGAAAAGGAGGGAGAGGACCCAAAAAAUCCAGAUGGAACACUGAAAGAACCAAAUCAAAGACAGCCUCCAGCAUCUGGUGAGGAUGAUAAACCCAAAAGGCCAGAAACCCCAAAUGACGAAGAUGGAGAUGACAGCAGAAAUGAUCCAGAUGGCACGCCAAAAGACCCAAAUAAGAGGCGCCCUCCUCCUGAUGGCAAUGGGGAAAAACCUAAAAAUCCUAGAACCCCAGGAGAAAAAAAAGACACAGAAGAUCCUGAAGCAACACCAAAAGAACCAAAUCAGUCAAAACCACUGACGUCCGAUGACAAAGAUGGAAAACCCAAGAACCCCAAAGAUCCAAAAGAAAAUGACGAUGUUGAUAAAAGAAAUCCAAAAGAGCCCCCUCCAUCUCCUGGAGACAAAGACGAAAGGUCCAGGACUCUGGAAGUAAAGGAAGAAGAAGAAGAAGAUACCGAACAAUCUGAAAACAAUAAUAAUCAUUUGUCAUCAACCAACAAAAAUACAAAGAAGCGUUCUCCUGGGAAAGGACCUAAGAAUCCUGUUAAUGAAGACGAACCUUCCCAGGAUCCAAAAAUACCUGGAAAGGGGAAAAAGGGAGCAAAGAAACCUGUCUCUAAAAUCCCAAACAAGAAACGGAAAAAGAUUUUAGAUUCCGAGGAAGACACAGAAGAUCCACCCCUUCCUGGCAAAGGAAAAAAACCUAAAAAGCCUUCAUCUAAAGAUGUAGUAAAAAAGAAGAAAAAGGUUGACUCUGAGGAAGAAAGACAAGAAACUGUAGAGAGUGAGUUUUCAAGUUCGUCGCAAUCAUCAUCAUCACAUCGCAGAAGUAAAUCUUCAUCUAGGAGACUGUCAGGAAAAAAUACGAAAAAUAUUAAAGAAAAAAACAAAACAAAGAUUCCAGAUGAAGAACCAUUAAUGCCACCAAAAAGAAGAAAAGAAAAAAACUUUCCUCCUACACCUGAACCUACCUUAAAAGAUGAAGGUUCUGGAGAUGAUGGAAGUGGAAUGGACAUUUUUACAACAACUACUCCACCAACAACACCAGUUACCUACUUAUCAACCAAAGAUGUCCAAACUACAGUCAGAACAUAUAGACCAGAAGAAACAGCUGGAACCGUGACAACAGCAUCAACCGUGACCACAGCAGCAACCGUGACCACAGCAGCAACCGUGACCACAGCAGCAACCGUGACCACAGCAGCAACCGUGACCACAGCAGCAACCGUGACCACAGCAGCAACCGGGACCACAGCAGCAACCGGGACCACAGCAAGUAUCGUGACCACAACAAAAACAUCAGACAGUGCUGUGACUUCUGCUAAUACAACAGACACACCAAAUUCACCUACCAAAGAACAUACUUCAGCAAAUCCAACUACCAUCAGUUUAAUCACACAACAUUCAACAGUUCCAGAGGACAAGCUUAAAGAAUUUUCCGUGGGAACGGACAAGCCACUUGAAAUAAGUAAGGAAAAUGCAACCAGCACUUUGACCACUCUUCAGGAACAAAGCACUACUGUUGGUAAAACAAAUGAUAAAACAUAUGCAACAAAUUCUCAAGGACUACAAGAAACUACAAGUCCAAGUUUAAAUCAUAGCAUUUCCACUAGUCAAACAAUGGACAUAUCUACUAGCACUAGUACAGAUAAACGUAUUACCACUACACCAACAGCUGUUGUAGAGACUACUACACUAAAGGCACCUGAGCAGACAGAUGCUCCAUUUGUACAGGCCGGGGGCACUACAUCUAGAACAGAGACAAAGAAGGUGGAAACAGCUAGUCCUCUUGUGGAAAAUAACAAGGACAGGUUAAGCACAGAAAGCACUGGAUAUAAAACCUAUUCAACAACAAAAGCUACAAGUAACAUCUCUUCUUCAGCAGAUGCUACAACCACCCAAACGGUGGAUCCUCUAAGUAUAAGAACAGACGUGCCUACAAGGGAAACAGUGACCACAGAUGAUUACAAUGUGAGAGGCUUGACCACUUCUGUUAGCUUAAACGACAUUGCUUCAUCAGAAACCACCAAAAAACCAUCAAUAAUCAAACAGGAAAAAACUACAGCAAUGGAUCAAUCUAAAAUAUUUACCACCAAGCAACCUCCAAGACAUUUUGAGCUUUCAAAGAGCACAAUCAGACCGAAAAGUGAUUCUGAGCGAAGGCCUACUCUAACAGAAAAACCAGAUACAAAGUAUACUACUACCACGACUCCAAAAGUUACUCCGGAUUCUGGUAUAGACGGACCCAUUGGCAUUGAAGAGAUGGAAAACAACAAAACUGGCUUUCCUCUUCCACAUAACCCGUUUCAUAUUUGUGAUUUAUUGAAGGAUAACGAAAACAAGAUGAAAAUAUCAGAUGGUGAUCUGCAGCGUUUAACUGAAAUAUGUCAUGAGAUGAAAUAUCUACCAUUUGUAAGUACACCAUCAUCAGAGAUGAGGAAACCCAUACCAGAUGACAAAAAGGUACCUCCCGGUCAUACAACAGUCCCUGUUAUUCAGCGUUAUUAUAACCAGCCACCAGGAUCAAGAAUUAUACAAAUUGUGGAAGAAAUAAAAAGAAGGGCAAAUAUUCCACACUUACCAAAUUUACCAGCAGCCCCUGGGCAAAACACUAACCAGUCUGCAGCAUGGCUGUUGCUACUUAAUAAAUUCAGGAAUCCAGGUGAUCCUCAGGUGAAUUUAUGCAAUGGACAACCAGCAGAUGGAAUGACCACCCUACAGAAUGGCUCACUGGUGAUAUUUCGAGGCCAUUAUUUUUGGAUGCUAAACCAGGGUGGAGCAACAGAAAAACCUCGCAAAAUCAGUGAGGUGUGGGGAAUCCCUUCUCCUAUUGACACAGUAUUUACUCGAUGCAACUGUGGUGGCAAGACGUUCUUUUUCAAGGGUCCCCGAUACUGGCGUUUCACCAACGAUGUUAUGGACUCAGGUUACCCAAAACAAAUUGUUAAAGGAUUUGGGGGACUUCAAGGUAAAAUCACCGCGGUUCUUUCAGUAAGCGGAUUUAAAACAAGACCAGAGUCUGUGUACUUCUUCAAAAAUGGUGGAAAUGUUCAGAAAUACACAUUUCGCCAAGAACAGUCAAAACGGUGCACUAAGAAAAAGCGUCCAGCUGUGCAAUACCCAAUUUAUUCUCACAACAUACAAACCGUGAAGUAUCGUUUUCCCCGGGAUAUCGUGAGACAUCGGAUAAAAAUACAGAGAACGUUCACAAAUGUCCAGCAGCCAUCUUUAGGUGUUCUGCAUGAAGAAGUUUCAGUUCGUUCCACAUUUAGAGGGAUCCCUAACAAUAUUGUCUCUGCCAUGUCUUUGCCAAAUCCCCAAAAACAAGAUGGAUAUGAUUAUUUUGUCUUCAAUAAAGAGAAAUACUACAAUAUUAACAUGUCCAGCAUGGUAGCAGUGAAGCCAUCACCUCAGUCUGAACAGAGGACAUCAAAGGACUGGUACAAAUGCAAAGAAUGAACAUUAAUGAAGACAUAAUCAAACUGUUU
Spea bombifrons (plains spadefoot toad) is the source of this 5084-nucleotide messenger RNA. It is a transcript of the gene PRG4, whose product is annotated as proteoglycan 4. NCBI's taxonomy places the organism in Eukaryota, Metazoa, Chordata, Amphibia, Anura, Pelobatidae. Bases 1 to 5055 code for a protein of 1684 amino acids. The transcript has 31 exons. The record is from RefSeq and is a predicted model, not a curated record.